Molecule: messenger RNA, 255 nt
Organism: Durusdinium trenchii
Lineage: Eukaryota; Dinophyceae; Suessiales; Symbiodiniaceae
Source: the annotation of a GenBank genome assembly
GCUUUGGCCAUCCUCUACCUGGCUUUAGUCCCGGGAGGCAGCACUGUAGUGGCCGUUCUGAAUCUCGCCGUUCCCAUCGUCCAAGUGACUGGCACCUUUGUGUCUCCACCGCAGGAAGUGUUUGAGUACCCCAUCAAGCCUUGGGCGGUGCUGUUCAAACCAUUGCAGCGCCGCAUCGCUCCGAAGCUGGCCAGCAAACUGGACGCGGCGCUGGAGGCCGCUGACGGCGACCAAGUCGUCCGUUUGAAGGACGAG